CAGAUUUCAAAAUCAUGUAUUUAAAGUCAGAUACAGCGUUAAAAUCUCUUCAGUUCAAAUCCUCAACUCAACAUUCAACAUGGCGAAUACAAAACAAUUUAUUAACAAUCUAUUUGUUGACUACUACAACACCGCCUUCCAGUACGGGGAUACCCUGUAUACCGGUCUCAAGAACUCCGAGCUGGUCCUCAACGGGAACAAGUAUACCGGAGACGACCUCAUUGUCAAGAGCAAGAGCGUGAUCGAUACCGCCAAGCAGGGGAACAGCAGCCUGCUGGGCUGGGUGGUAGAGACAAGGAACUCAGGGGAGGCAACGUGGAACGAUAUCUUGAAGUCUGCGGAGGAACUGAUGAAGAAACUGCAGGGGAACCCGGCCAUGCAGUUUACAGUUAACUCUUUGCAGCAAAUUAUUACCAUGCUUGCACAACUAAGGGAGAACAUGAUGACGGAAGAAAACAAUGAAAAAUUGAAUUCAUACAGAGCCCAGAUUAGUGAACUGUGUGAAAUACUUCUCAAGUUCGUAAACUGCCAUAAGAAGGAAGAGGAGGAGAAGGAAGAGAAGGAAAAGGAAGAGAAGGAGAAGGACGAGAAGGAGAAAGAGAUGAAGAAGAAAGAGGGGAAGGAAAAUAACACCGAACUCUCUACUUCAGGCCCCGUAAAUGAAAGAGUUGCUCCCCCCAAGAAGACCAACUUUAAACCUCCACAACAAAACCCAGCAAAACCAAGACAGGAUUAAACUAAAACAAACUCUCAACACAAUCUAUGUUAAAUUUAUUAUUCUGAAUUUUUAAAUGUCCAUUUUAAAUUUUGUCGAUAUUAGUUUAAAAACGAAAUAAAAUAUAAUCAAAAGUUAAAGCUUAAAAUUCCUGAUAUUUCGUUUAUAAUAUCGAACUUAACGAAAGAGUUUCGUAAUUAUGAACAUUUCGUUCGAAAUGCAGAAUAGAAUGUUAAAUCUAUAUUAAAAUUUGUGAGAUAUUUACAUUUCUAUCCGCAAAGGAUGGAUUUCUUUGAAAGAUAAAAAACAUGCGUUGCGAUGAUUUAUAAUUUAAUGGAUUU
Messenger RNA from Eurytemora carolleeae, 1056 nucleotides. Its product is annotated as 101 kDa malaria antigen. The transcript has 5 exons. Lineage: Eukaryota; Metazoa; Arthropoda; Copepoda; Calanoida; Temoridae. The record is from RefSeq and is a predicted model, not a curated record. Bases 80 to 736 code for a protein of 218 amino acids.